AAGACGCAUCCCAUGUUCAUCCUUCAUGUACCAGGAAAGGAUUCUCAAGAUGCAGUACUCCAUCAGCUCCAUAGGACUGAGGCCUGCAGUCCUGCAGCUCCUCCACUCUUGCAUCUCAGUCUUCUUAAACAGGACUGACAUGGACUUUCCCCCAGUCUUUGGGACACUUCUCCCAAUUACCAACCUAGGCUUCAUAUUUUUGUGUUUGAGUUUGGACAAUAAUUUUUUGUCUCCCCAUCAGGCCUCCUGACCCUUACCUUACGUACUCUUUGUUUUUAUGCCUUUCUCCUAGCUUCCAGGAGGUGAUCCUUGUGUACUAACCAGCUUCCUUUGGUUCCUCUUUCUUCCAGGGUCUUAUGAUAAUCUACCAACAUGUUCCUUGAAAAGGCCAUUUUCAGCUUCAGUGAGAUUGCUGUAACCACUUUGCUGCCUUUAGGAUAUUCAGCACUACCAUCUCAUGGACACUGAUGCCAAUGCUGCCUUUCACAUUCACAUUCAACAUAACACCAUCCUUUUCAGUGAGGAUAGGGUCCAAUACAGCACCUCUCUUCAGAGCUUCUCUGUCAUUUAGGGAAGUAAACUCCACAGAAAACAAACAAGGUUUGCUUAUACCCUGCUGAGUUGUUCCUCCUGCAGAUACCAUGAUGGCAGGAGGUUUUGAUCUUGCUGCACAAUGGCUAGUGACUGUUAGUUUAGAGACAGAGGGAGUAGAAAGAACCAUGUGGCAUGUCUGUAAGGAAGAGAAGCCUUUGGUGUAUGGCUGCAGAUUGUAGUGCUGUGAGGAGUUGGUUCUAUUCCUAUUAAGGGAGUUGCCAACCAUUCCUCCUCCAGAGACUCCCAAGCCAUGCCCUGUCCACUGACUGAACACAAUUGCUCCUUCACUCUCUGUUCCUAUCCUGUUGAUUGUGAUGUUGUUGUAUGGUGUAAUCCUUAGGUCAGUCAUACCAACACUUGAAGGAAGUUAUCUUGGCAUAGUAGACAUGUCAAAAAUGAGGAAAUGAAAUUGCAGAGGUGAGGGAGACAAAACCACAACCUGCACCAUUAGGAAGGAUUAUUUGCAUUUGAGGUGAGUCUCUUGGAAAAUUACUGCCUAAGUGGAGCGAUUAUGGGCCUGAGGCAAUGGUGGAACAGUAUAAAAGUUUAUUCACCUCCUCAUUCUCUCAUCCACUCCUUGCUUCCAUCUCUCUGCAAACGUGGUGAGUGCAAAUCCCUUCCUCCAUUCUCUGGGAUUUCUCUAUGCAUGCAAGUGCCUUCAUCCUAGGCAGCGCAUAGGCAGGCAGCUGUUGCACAUUAGUCAGUACCGUUGGUAUCAAAGAAAAGUAAAAAAACAUGAGGUUCUUUACACAGCAUUCAUUUCCUCAGCCAGCACAGUGCCUUUCUCCUGAUGGAAUUCCUCCUGUUCCUCUCACACUUCUGUGUCCUCCUGACCCUCUGUCCCAACAGGUGCCCCUCCAGACACAAGCCAUGUCCUGCUACGACCAGUGCGUGCCACGCCUGCCCUGCCAGCCGUGCGGCCCCACCCCUCUAGGCAGCAGCUGCAACGAGCCCUGCGUCAGGCAGUGCCAGGACUCCAACAUCUUCAUCCAGCCCUCUCCCGUCGUGGUGACCCUGCCCGGACCCAUCCUCAGCUCCUUCCCGCAGAACACCGCCGUGGGAUCCUCCACCUCCGCUGCCGUUGGCAGCAUCCUCAGCUCUGAGGGUGUGCCCAUCUCCUCUGGAGGCUUUGGCCUCUCUGGCUUUGGCAGCCGCUUCAGUGGCAGACGGUACUUCCCCUGCUAAAGCUGCUGAUGAUGAUCCUGGAAAAAGACCCCAGGGACCCAGGAGUUGGAAGCAGAACUGAGACAGAGAAUUGGCAUUCAGCCUGCACUCUCAGAAGACAUGGUCCAUUUCUGCCUUUCCGCCUCCCUUUUUUCUACCCUGUAUCAUUGCUGCUCACCAUGUGCUCCCCUGGACAGUCAGUCCCACAAAAUCAGCAUAGGGAGGAUCUGAUCUGAUGGCCUUCUGUGGAAAGGGCAGAUGGACAGCUGGCAACAUGCCCACCAUGGUCAUGCAGUGCAGACUAUCAACUGUCCCUAAUGCUUUCUGUACCAGAGCCUUCCCUCCCAGUGAUCUCAUUUCCCUCUUUUGCCUCAUUAAAUUUUUGCUGCAUCCCAGCCUUUGCCUCUGUGUUAUCCUUCCUUGGUGGGUACUCCAGGUUCCAGCUGCCAGGAGGAAAGCAGUUGCUCUGUCAAUGUCAGUGGGUGUGCAGGUCAUGCCAGAACCAUUCCACUUUUCCAAAGGGUGGGGAGAGUGAGAUAUUGUGCUGUGGGUCCCCUUGGGAAAGCACUGCCACUCCCAUAUGUGGAUGUUGUUCAACAAUCCCACACUGUCUCUGGCUUUCAGUCCCAUCUUUGCUGUCUCUCUGUUCUGAUGUGUCCUCUCAGACACAAUGUACAUUUUGCCUGGUCACUGAUGGCCUUGAUUAAACAGUCAGUUCUGCUGGAUGCACUAGAGGUUUGCAGACCCACAUUCACUUGGGGAGGGGAGGAAAUGGAAUUUGUCUUCCUCCAGAUGCUGUUCUGCUUUUUGGGCACACAUGGUUUGGUUUUCUUGUCAAAUAACUUGGAAGUGUUCAUGAAUUCUCUUGAAUUCACAACUACACAUAACCCUCAUUCAGGGGCAACCUUGUCACUAUCCCCAUGUUUGGAGAGCAGUACAUGCUAUUUAACAUUUAGGGCUUGUCAGUAUACACUGCCAGCAAGGGAGGAGCUGCUUUUCCUUCUGUUUGUCUAUUCUUCAAGAAAAAAGAUGUCUAGAUAAGUCAAUUCAAGUUAACACUGGCUAGCACGGUCUCACAUGGCAAAAACUUUUUCAAGUAUGUCAACAGUAAGAAUAAGCUGAAGGAAAACACUGUACAGAUACUUGUUGCAUACAGUCACCUAAAAAGUAAGGAUGAGGAAAAGACAGAGGCAUUUAAUGCUUGUUUUAUUGUCUCAGUUUUUAAUAGCAGUGACAGACCCUGGGCUGCCCAGUCCUCAGAGUUAGAGCACCAUAAUUGGAGGAGCAAUGACUUCCCAUCUAUGCUCACCAGAUUUGCAAGGAAGCAGUCACAUCAGCUCAACAUUUGUAAGCCAAUGGAUCCUGAUAUGCUUUACCCUAGAGUACUGAAGGAAUUAGCAGAUGUUACAGCUGAAACCCUCUCAACAAUUUAUCAAAGGUUGUAGGAAUCUCGGAGGUGUCUCAUGACAGGAAGCCAAUGCCAUAACCCAAGAAAAGAUGCAGACCUGUAAAAGACCCAAGAAAAUGCAGACCUGUCACUCUAACCUCAGGCUCUAGAAGAGUCAGAGAAAAGAUUAUCCUGAGGGUUACUGAAUGACAGUUAAAGAACAAAGUUAUUAUCAAACACAGUCAAUAUGGGUUCACGAAGGGAAACUCCUGCCUUGAUAAUUCAAUCUUAAUUGAUCUGCUUGGUGAAUGAAGGGAAGACAGUGGAAGUAACCCUCCUGGACUGCAGUGCAGCCAUUGAUACUGUCCCUCAUAGUUUCCUUCUGAAAAAAAUGUCCAACUCUAAAACAAACAAGUUCAAAUGAUUGUGCACUGGAUGAUGGACUGGUCUGACAGCAGAGCUCAAAAUAUCAUAGUGAAUGGGGCUAUAUCUGGCUUGUGGUCAGUCACUAGCAGUUAUUCCCCAGGCCUCAAUUCUAGGGCCAGUCCCAUUGAAAAUUUUUAUUAGCAGUCUAGGUGCAGGACUAGAAUGCAUACUCAGCAAAUUUCCGAUUAUAUUAAACUGGGAGGUGUUCUGGACUCCCUGGAGGGAUCACAAAA
Messenger RNA from Phasianus colchicus (ring-necked pheasant), 3804 nucleotides. RefSeq names its product feather keratin 1-like. Lineage: Eukaryota; Metazoa; Chordata; Aves; Galliformes; Phasianidae. The record is from RefSeq and is a predicted model, not a curated record. Gene Ontology annotation, molecular function: structural constituent of cytoskeleton. Gene Ontology annotation, cellular component: intermediate filament.